GGCAAGUAUUUGACUUUCGAUUCCCUUGGCCUUCUCCAUUCAUCAAACUUACGUUUUUGUUCACAAUUUCCUCUCCAAAAUGCUGUCACUAUGCAAUCUACUCUCGAUGAUCGAUAGUUUACUCUAAUCUCAUAACUAUUUUGCUUCCCAAUUCUUACUGCACUUUAAGUUUCAUUAAUCACCGAUAUAUAAUCAAUUAAUUUUCCAAUCAUGGCAUAGAUCGAUUGAGUUUGACUAUCUCCAAUGGAAAUUUCAGGGCUUGGUUCAUAGAUUGUGCUGAUUAGGUUUUUAUUUCAUUUUCUUCAAUUUCUUAGUAGUUUUGACUUAAUCAAAUCAAUUUAGUUGGAUUUUGUGGUUUUUGCGAUUUUUAAUAUCGAUCGCGAUGAAGAUUGAGCAACUGGAUGAACCGAUCGAUUGUAGUCUUGAUACCAAUUGCAGUAAGAAUAGUGAAGAGGAUCAAGAAAGAAGGCUGAUUACAGUUCGGGUGGAUGCUAAAAGAGCUCUAGUCGGAGCUGGGGCUCGGAUCUUAUUCUACCCGACCCUUUUGUACAACGUCUUUCGCAAUAAGGUUCAAGCUGAAUUCAGAUGGUGGGAUCAGAUCGAUCAGUUUCUCUUGUUGGGAGCUGUUCCGUUUCCAAAGGAUGUGCCUCGGCUUAAGCAGCUUGGAGUUGGAGCUGUGAUUACUCUUAACGAGCCCUAUGAAACUUUGGUAUCGACAUCUUUGUACCAUGCUCAUGAGAUCGACCAUCUAGUGAUUCCAACUAGGGAUUAUCUCUUUGCUCCUUCAUUUGCUGAUAUCAACCGAGCGGUAGAUUUUAUCCAUGAGAAUUCUUGCAGCGGUCGAACAACAUAUGUCCACUGCAAAGCUGGGAGGGGACGAAGCACAACCAUUGUGCUCUGCUAUCUGGUUGAAUAUAAGAAUAUGAGCCCCGUUGCUGCGUUUGAAUAUGUUCGUGCUAGAAGACCCAGGGUUCUCUUAGCUCCUUCCCAAUGGAAGGCAGUCCAAGAAUAUAAGCAGCAGCGGAUGUCGUCUCGUUUUAUCUGUCCCUCGGGAGACGCUGUAAUUAUUACGAAAGCAGAUCUGGAAGGGUACCCUUUUAUCAAUGAUUCUGGUAAGGAGCUUGCAAUUGUGCCCAGAAUGCCGAGGACUAAUCCCAUGAUGGCUAGGUUGUCCUGCCUCUUCGCAUCUCUAAAAGUUUCAGGUGGUUGUGGAUUUGUCGCAAGGCAGAUGACAGAAGCACGGGCGUGCUGAUUCCCGACCCUUUUACAAUCUGCGAAUCGUACAGAGGAGCAUGGUGCUUGAAGUCGAAACACCCUUGUAUGUAUUUGUAAGGAAAAUAAGGAAUAACGACGGAGAUACUUUCAAGACUUCUUAAAUGUUGUAUAUAACUAGUAGUUCUGGUUGCGUAUAUUUGUAUGGGAUUUUGCUGUCCAUAUGCGAAAUGGAUAAGAUUUUAGCUUUUUUUUCUUGUUCAACAUUUCAGUUAUGGAGUCCACUUUUCCAGAA
Olea europaea var. sylvestris is the source of this 1507-nucleotide messenger RNA. RefSeq names its product putative dual specificity protein phosphatase DSP8. Gene Ontology annotation, molecular function: protein tyrosine/serine/threonine phosphatase activity; phosphatidylinositol-4,5-bisphosphate 5-phosphatase activity. The transcript has 6 exons. The record is from RefSeq and is a predicted model, not a curated record. Lineage: Eukaryota; Viridiplantae; Streptophyta; Magnoliopsida; Lamiales; Oleaceae. The coding region runs from base 383 to 1252 and encodes 289 amino acids. Gene Ontology annotation, biological process: protein dephosphorylation.